Molecule: messenger RNA, 1384 nt
Organism: Eupeodes corollae
Lineage: Eukaryota; Metazoa; Arthropoda; Insecta; Diptera; Syrphidae
Product: putative nuclease HARBI1
Exons: 4
Coding region: 167-1384 (405 amino acids)
Source: RefSeq, a predicted model, not a curated record
CGGUUUUCGGCGAAAAGUUUUCGAAAACUCAUAAAGUGUUCACACCGAGUAUUUACAAGUUUUCGUUUGACAUUUCCAUUAUUUUGAUACUAAUUGUCAAAUUUUGUAUAAAUAGUAUAUUUUUAAUUUAAAAAUUUAUUGGUUUUCGAAUAAUUUGUGAAAUAAAAUGAAUUCUCGCCAAAUUGGUUUGAUUUCCAUACAUACAAAGAAAAUGGAACAAAGCAUGAAGUUCCUGCUCAACUUCAUAUCAUUACCUCAAGGCUCUACCAUGACCAGAAAACGUCAGCGUUUUAUUUUGAAAAUGUUGAAAAUGAACAAAAAUAAGAGUAUGAUUGAUGCAAUUGAGAAUCAUCAUCGCCAAAGAAGCAUGUGGACAAAGAUACGUACAAGCACUUUUUGGGAACACGAAGUCUUAGAAAACAAUGAUGAGUUUUUUAAACACCAUUUUAGAAUGAGCCGUGAAACAUUCGACAUAUUGUGCAAUGAGCUGAAAAAUCUAGAAAUGCACGAUACCAACUUUAGAAAGUGCAUACCUUUGAAAAAAAGAAUAGCCAUUGCAAUAUAUACGCUUGGGUCGUCUGCUGAAUACAGGACCGUUGCAGCUAUCUUUGGCGUUGGCAUAUCCACAGUAGGCAUGAUAUUAAAAGAGUUUUGUAGAGAAGUUUGGCUUGUUCUAAAACCAAAAUACCUUUGUGCCUAUCCACUCACAGAACAAACUAUAAAAGAAAAUGUGAGUGGUUUUGAAAAACUUGGUUUCCCUCAGUGUUUUGGAGCUAUUGAUGGGUGCCAUAUUGAGAUCCAAGCCCCAGCUCUGGAUUCUGUAGAUUACUAUAAUUAUAAGGGAUGGCAUUCAACUGUAUUGCUAGCUGUGGUUGAUUAUCGUUACAGAUUUCUUUUCAUAAAUGUAGGAGCUCCAGGUCGCUGUAAUGAUUCCCAAAUAUACGAAGAUUCUUAUGUAAGACAACAGCAUCGGCAACCUAUUCUAAAGGAAAUGUCAAAAAAUUUAUGUGGUGUGGAUGUUCCUGUAGUCCUAAUUGGAGACUCAGCUUUCAGAUUUUCUGAAUCCUUAAUGAAACCAUUUCCUUUUAGUACCGCAGCUACGGCAGAAGAAAAUAACUUCAACUACUCUCUUUCAAAAUGUCGAAGAGUAGUUGAAAACUGUUUUGGACAUUUGAAAGCAAGAUUUAGAAGAAUUGGAAAGGGUCUUGAUAACCGUAUUGACAACAGUACCUUGAUCAUAAAAGCAUGCUGUGUCUUACAUAAUUUUAUGAAUGUCAAUAACGAUGAAAUAAACCUUCAAUGGUUGCAGAAUACAAACAAUAAUCCGCAAAGACAACAACCAGAACAUUCAACGCAGAUAGAUAAUUUGAGAAGUUGUAUGUAA